ACGGACUUCCGGUUUAUUUCUCCGUGUUUUGGCUCCGCCCCCUGCUCCCGUGCAAGUUCCAGGUGAGAAGCAGCCCGUCGAGAACGAGCCCACUUUCCUCGUUCACGAGUUCCUCCAUCAUCUCCGGAAAAACCUGCACCCAGAAGACGUUACACUAAUUUAAAUUCAACUAUACUCUACGUCAAACACGAUGGCGGAAGGUGAAGGAAGGAACUAUCUCGCUUCCUUCUCAUCUCUGAUGAGAGCUGCACAUGCGCAGUACCGACCGGACGUCUGCGUGGACUGAUAGCAGCAGGCUAAACGGUGCUAGCAGCUGCAAAAUAAACAGGUUCAUAGAUGAUGAUGAUGGACAUCUUCAUCCUCUGAUGGGAAGCAGAGAUGAAGAUGUCCAUCAGAUGAGGAUGAUGAUGAGCUUCAACAUGAACAGACAAGGAGCUGGAAAACAACAGGAGGAAAAGGAGGAGAACUUCUACGACUGUCAGGAGACCCUAGAACCUUCAGGCCGAAGGGAGGAGGAGGAGGAAGAAGAGGAAGAUGACUUUCACAUUAAAACUGAUGGACUGACUGACAGAAGAGACACUACAGAGAGAGAAGUAGGAGGAGGAAGACAGAAGGAGGAGAAGGGCGACAGGCUGCAGGAGGAGCAGCAGGGCGACAGGCUGCUGCAGGAGGAGCAGCAGGGCGACAGGCUGCAGGAAGAGCAGCAGGGCGACAGGCUGCAGGAAGAGCAGCAGGGCGACAGGCUGCAGGAAGAGCAGCAGGACGACAGGCUGCAGGAAGAGGAGCAGGGCGACAGGCUGCAGGAGGAGGAGCAGGGCGACAGGCUGCAGGAAGAGCAGCAGGGCGACAGGCUGCAGGAGGAGCAGCAGGACGACAGGCUGCAGGAAGAGCAGCAGGGCGACAGGCUGCAGGAAGGGCAGCAGGGCGACAGGCUGCAGGAGGAGCAGCAGGACGACAGGCUGCAGGAAGAGCAGCAGGGCGACAGGCUGCAGGAAGAGCAGCAGGGCGACAGGCUGCAGGAAGAGCAGCAGGACGACAGGCUGCAGGAAGAGCAGCAGGGCGACAGGCUGCAGGAAGAGCAGCAGGACGACAGGCUGCAGGAGGAGGAGCAGGGCGACAGGCUGCAGGAGGAUUCAGAUUCCGAGAUGGAGGAGAGCAGCCAGGAGGUGGAGUUUGAUGAUGAUUACCUAAAGGAGGCGGAGAAGGAGCUGACAGAAGAGGAGAAAGAGAGUCGACGGCAGCAAAGUUUAACCCUGAAGGAAAAAGGCAACGGACACUUUAAAGCCGGAGACUGGGUGGACGCAGAGCGGAGCUACACAAACGCCUUGGUUUCAUGUCCGGUUUGUUUCAGCCGAGAGAGAGCUGUGCUGUUCUCCAACCGAGCUGCUGCAAGACUGCACCUGGAUCUGAAGGUGAAGGCGAUCUUGGACUGCACCAGAGCGAUACAACUGAAUCCAGACUAUGUGCGGGCGUUGCUAAGGAGGGCGGAGCUUCAUGAGCAGACGGACAAGCUGGACGAGGCUCUGGAGGACUACAAGAAGGUCCUAGAGCUGGACCCGACCCACACAAGCGCCAGACAGGCCUGCAUGAGGCUGCCUCAGCAGAUCCAGGAGAGGAAUGAGAAGUUGAAGGAGGAGAUGAUGAGUAAACUAAAGGACCUGGGGAACCUUGUCCUGAGACCCUUCGGACUUUCCACCAACAACUUCCAGGUGAACCAGGACUCGGACACUGGCUCAUACUCCAUCAACUUUGUCCAGAACCCCAACAACAACAACAGAUGACAUCACCCAGGAGAGAGUGAUGAUGUCACAGAGGGCCCCGAUUGAAGGGGCAUUCUCUGCUAUCCAUGGUAACCGCAUUGCAGAUGACCAAUCGGAGCACUGCACUCAUUGUGAUGUCAUUCUUACAGAAUCCUGACUAAAUAAUAAAGAUCAUGAGGAAAAUGUU
Molecule: messenger RNA, 1947 nt
Organism: Cyclopterus lumpus (lumpfish)
Lineage: Eukaryota; Metazoa; Chordata; Actinopteri; Perciformes; Cyclopteridae
Gene: ttc1
Product: tetratricopeptide repeat domain 1
Exons: 10
Coding region: 252-1781 (509 amino acids)
Molecular function (GO): protein binding
Source: RefSeq, a predicted model, not a curated record